UUUAUUAAGUUUAAACAUUACUUUAAAGAUUUAGUUAUUUGAUAGUCCGGAGAGGCGGUGCAUCUCAUUUUGACAGCAGAGUGAAUUGGAAUCGCCUUAUCCGGGCUUCCCCGUAAAGCAAAACAAGCCUUACUGCUACUGACACCGAGUGGGCCAACGCUCCCCAGAAUGAACAACGUGUUUCAGGAAGAAGUUGGCGCCUGAAGCCCCGUAUGCGGUUAGCUAGCACGCUAACCGAAAGUAUAAAAGAUAGUCCAGUGAAAUGAUUUUUAUUUCUAUCGUUAUUAAAGAAUUCCAAAAUGAACGACGCGGAAUUCAGUGUCCCUCUGUCCUCGCUGGCACUCCUGGUCCCACCACUUCGGCUGAUGUCAGCAGUGAUGUGGGAAGUGGUACGCCAGCGGAACAUAAAGCACUAUGGGAAACUGGAGGAGUUUGUGUCUAUGGUAACAGAUGCAGUUCCUGAGCUGAUGAGUAAAAGAGAAGGGAGACUGCUCUCACUGGGCCUGAGAGCAAGGACAACUCUUGAGCUGUUGCGCUCUGAACACCCUGAAGAUCUCAAGGCCGUUGAGAGCCACCUCAACCGAAUACGAUCUUCUUGCAUUGAGGAGACCAAUGAUCCUGUCAUUGAGGCACCAGAGGCAAACUUUAUGAAGCUGGUGCAAGGCCUCAUUGAAGACACUGAUGGUAGAGAACAUUUCCUCAAGAAUGUGUUUCCAGUGGAGUAUGGCCCUGACUUUGACACAGCACUGGAAACUCUGGUUUGUGAAUUCUUCACCAGACUGGAGGAGCUUCUGCCAAUACCAGAUUUCAAACAGACUGCAUCCUGGAUCAGUGCUGCCCCCUCUGUCCUAGAGGAGUACAUGCAGUGUGUCUCAAAUGGAGAGGACCUCAAAUUUCUUCUCCAAAGCAAACAGUGCCACGGGAAAUUGGCUAAGAGUAGUGUUGCUCCGUUUCAGUCAGAUGAUCUUCUCAUUCCCUCUCUGUCUCUUCCUCCAUCGCUGGAAGUGGCCAUCGCUUCCCACCCGAGUGCUUGUGACGACGAAAAUAACGACGUUCCUCAGAUUGUCAUGUUCGAUGAAGAACUGUCUACAAACCCUUCCACCUCAACUGACUUUCCUGAAUCUCCAAAAAGGACAGAUAUCUCAUCAUCUCCUCGCAGGAGACCGCAGUCAGGGAUGCAUAAAUGCCCCGAGUGUGACAAAUGCUUCAAGCAUCACUCUGUCCUCAUCGAACAUCAGCGAGUCCACAGUGGGCUACAGCCUUACAACUGCUCCGAGUGUGGGAGGGCUUUCAGGACAGCCACUCUGCUGGCCGGCCACAGGCUACGGAAAUGCAAAAAUGCUGCAUAUCUGUGCAUCAAAUGCGGGAACAGUUUUCCAACCUCACUAGAAAAAUUCAGACACCACUGCCCAAAACGGGGCCGUAACUACGACUGUGCGUACUGCGGAAAGAGUUUUCAAAAGUCUAACAGCUUAAAAGAACACCUGCUAACUCAUGUCCAAAGUCGCCUCUUCAAGUGCAGCCAUUGUGGGGUAGGUUUUUCAGGAAUUGGUGACUUAAAGUAUCAUCAGCAGGUAGAUCAUGACAAACCUUAUCAGUGUAAGCAGUGUGGAAAGAGCUUUAUCUCCUCCAAGUGUCUGACCAAACAUCAACAACGACAUGAAGAGGUUGGUGAGAUGGAGCCCGCCAAAUUAAUGAGUGGAGGUAAACAUAGGAAGAGUGGCUCCGCUUAUCGGACUUCCUCGGCAUCUAUGUCCUCCAGGAAAACAUCUGUCAAAGCGGUCUACCCACGAGGACGAGUCACGCAUAAUUGUCCACUGUGUGGAAGGAGCUUCAAGUAUCGUUUUGAAUUCCUUGAGCACCAGAGGUUCCACACUGCGGUGAAGCCUUACAAAUGCUCUCAGUGUGGUAAAGCCUUCCGCACAGAAGCUCACCUCUCCAGGCACAGGAAGAGAAAGUGUAAAAAUGCUUCCCACAUUUGCACCAAGUGUGGGUGUCAGUUCAGGUCUCUGCACGAGCGGGUCAGGCAUCAGUGUGUCCAGCUGCUGACAAAAUACGAGUGUUCUCAUUGUGGAAAGACCUUCAAGAUGGCCCACCUGCUGAGGAACCAUCAGCUGAGUGAACACCAGCUUCCCUACAGCCCCAACCAUCGCUUCAGGUGCAGAUACUGUGAUGAGACUUUCCCGGGCAUCAGCGAGCUUAAGUACCAUCAGGGAGUUGACCACGAGAAACCCUAUCAGUGUCAAGAGUGUGGCAAGUGCUUCCUGUCCGAGAAAUGCCUGGCCAACCACGAGCUGCGCCACAGCGACGACCGACCAGAGAGCUGUCUCGUGUGCGGCCGCGGCUUCAGAAACCGCUACGACUUGAAGCAGCACAUGCGCACUCACACAGGAGAGCGACCUUACCAGUGCACUCACUGUUCCCAGUGUUUCUCCACAGCAGGAGGACUGAGGAGCCACACCAGGGUUCACACCGGCGAGAAGCCGCACGUUUGCCCAGAUUGUGGUAAGGCUUUCUCCCAGAUGGGUGCAAUGCGCACCCACAGGCUCACCCACACAGGAGAAAGGCCAUUCAAGUGCACCGUGUGUGGCAAAGGUUUCACAAUGGCACACAAGGUGACGGUUCACAUGCGUGUGCACACAGGAGAGCGGCCGUAUGUGUGCUCGCAGUGUGGGAAAGCCUUCUCAGAUGGCAGUGUGCUGAAGCAGCACAUGCUGAACCACUCAGGGGUGAGACCAUACCACUGCCAGAUCUGUCCCAAGACCUACACCUGUCUGAACCACCUGAGGAGGCACCUGAAAAGCCACUCAAACAUGAACUGAGUCCGUCUUGAAAGCAAACGAGCAGAACAUUUUACACACAUACUGACACACUGCAUUUGAAGGUAACGCUACUACAGUUGCGAUGGACUAACUACACCAAGCAAUACAUGAAGGAAUAUAGAAUGAUGCUGUACAGUUAUUGUUGAAAUUGAGGUGAAAAGUUUCCUCUUUACUGUGAAGUAAAUGUAGUCGCAAUUAGCCAAUUGUCAAGGACUGUGUGAACAUUUAAAGGAAUAGUUUGACAUUUUGGGAAAUGCACUUAUUCGCUUUGUUGCCGAUCAUUCGAUGAGAAGAUUGAUACAGUCUUAACGUUUCUGUCCAUUAUUAAGCUGGAACCAGGAGACUCUUAGCUUAGUUUAGCACAAAGACUAAAGGGAGGGGGGAAACGGGUAGCCUGGCUCUGUUAAAAGGUAUGUGAAAUGUGCCUGUCAAAGAAAAAGUCCUGGCACUUAUUAAACCAAUUAGUUGUACUGAUUAAAAAAAAAAAAAAAGAUAUAACAUGCUAAUUAUUGGGCUUUGUUAGCUGUAGUAUCAUGUUGAAUGGAAAGAUAUGAGAGUAAUAUCAAUCUUCUCAUCUAACUCAGCAAGGAUGUAAAUAUUUACAAAAUGCCAAACCCUUUCUUUAACAUCUGCACAAGCUCGUUCUUUCCCCUCAUUCCUUACAAGGCUUUUCCUUGAGCUUUUUUAUUCUUGCAUCAGUUUCUUAUGCAUGAAUAUGUUUGGAUGCUAUUCUGGAUAUUAUUUGGGUGAGAUACUGUAUGUUCAGAAGCUGUAAUAUUGGUGAAAUUUUUUGGAAAGGCCUCAAUAGUAAUAGAAAUGAAAAUGUUGGCUCUCUGUAAAUAUGCUGAAAGACAAAUAUUUUGAGAGUGCAAAAGUUAAAAUGAUGAUGCCAUUAUUUCAACAUGACAUAACUUUAUUCCUGUAGGCCUUUUAUAUCCCUCACAAUGGUUUGCAAAGUUUGUGAAUUUCAAAUUAAAUUACGUUGGUUAUACCUUU
This is a messenger RNA of Perca flavescens (yellow perch), 3818 nucleotides long. Its product is annotated as zinc finger protein 345. The record is from RefSeq and is a predicted model, not a curated record. NCBI's taxonomy places the organism in Eukaryota, Metazoa, Chordata, Actinopteri, Perciformes, Percidae. The coding region runs from base 300 to 2822 and encodes 840 amino acids. The transcript has 7 exons.